This is a messenger RNA of Pongo pygmaeus (Bornean orangutan), 4578 nucleotides long. It is a transcript of the gene MUC22, whose product is annotated as mucin 22. Lineage: Eukaryota; Metazoa; Chordata; Mammalia; Primates; Hominidae. The record is from RefSeq and is a predicted model, not a curated record. The transcript has 5 exons. The coding region runs from base 1 to 4578 and encodes 1525 amino acids.
AUGAGAAGAGGAAAUAUCUCUCCUGUCUUCUGGUUCCUGCGGCUGCUUCUCUUUGGACUUCUGGGACCCAGCUCUGAGAAUACCACAGCCUUCACAAAAGGCUCCGACACCACCACAGCCUCCAUCACAGGCUCUGAGACCACCAUGGCCUCCACCAUGGCCCCUACUACGGCCUUAACUACAGGCUCUAAGAUCACCACAGACUCUACCACAGGCUCUGAGACAACCUCGGCCUCCACCAUGGCUUCUACUGCAGCUUUCACCACAGGCUCUGAGACCAACACAGCCUCCACCACAGACUCAGGGACUACUAUAGCCUCCACUAGGACCUUCCUCACAGGCUCUGACACAGCCACAGCCUCCACUGCAGGCUCUGAAACUAUCGUGGCCUCCACCGCAGUCUCUGAGACCACAACAACCUCUACUAUAGCCUCCACUACAGUCCCUGAGACUACCAUGGCCUCCAGCACAACCUCCACUGCAGGCUCUGAGACAACGAUGGCCUCCUCCAUAAUUUCUGAGACCACCAUGGCCUCCACCACAGGCUCUGAGACUCCCACAGUCUCUACCACAGGCUCUGAGACCACCACCACCUCCACUGCAGGCUCCGAGGCCACUAAAGUCUCUACCACAGGCUCUGAAACCACCACAGCAUCUCCUGCAGGUUCUGAGACCACCACUACCUCCACCUCCACGGCAGGCUCUGAGGCCACCACAACCUCAACUGCAGACUCCAAGAUGAUCACGGCAUCCAGCAUGAGCUCUGAGACCACUAUGGCCCCCACUGCAGGCUCUAACACCACCACAGCCUCUACCACAGGUUCUGAGACCACUACAAUCCUGAUUAAAGCCUCUGAGACCGCCACAGCCUCUACAGCAGGUUCUGAGACCACCACCCCCUCCCCCACAGGCUCUCAGACCAUCAUAGUCUCUAUUUCAGGUUCUGAGAUCACCACCACCUCCACGGCAGGAUCUGAGACCACCACAGUCUCUAGUGCAGGCUCUGAGACCACCACAGCUUCUACGGCAGGCUCUGACACCACCACCAUCUCCACUGCAGGCUCUGAGACCACUACAGUCUCUACCACAGGCACUGAGACCACCAUGGUCUCCGCCAUGGGCUCAGAGACCACCACAAACUCUACUACAAGCUCUGAGACCACCGUCACCUCUACUGCAGGCUCUGAGACCACCACAGUCUCCACCAUGGGCUCUGAGACCACGGUCACCUCCACUGCAGACUCUGAGACCACCACAGUCUCCACCAUGGGCUCUGAGAUGACCACAGUCUUCACUGCAGGCUCGGAGACCAUCACACCCUCUACUGCAGGCUCAGAGACCACCACAGUCUCUACUGCAGGCUCUGAGACCACCACAGCCUUUACUGAAGGCUCUGAGACCACUACAGUCUCCACCACAGGCUCUGAGACCACAACAGCCUCUACUGCACGUUCUGAGACCACUGCAGCCUCCACCAUGGGCUCUGAGACCACAGUCUCCACUGCAGGCUCUGAGACCACCGCAGCCUCUACUGAAGAUUCUGAAACCAACACAGCAUUUACUGAAGAUUCUGAGACUACCACAGCCUCUACUACAGGGUUUGAGACAACCACAGCCUCUACUACAGGGUUUGAGACAACCACAGCCUCUACUACAGGCUCUGAGCCUACCAUGGCAUCCACCAUGGGCUCUGAGACCACUAUGGCCUCUACCAUAGGCCCUGAGACCACCAAGGUCUCCACUGCAAGCUCUGAGGUGACCACAGUCUUUGCUGCAGGCUCUGAGACAAUCACAGCCUCUACCACAGGCUCUGAGACCACCAUGGCCUCCAGCACAGGCACUAAGACCACCACAGCCUCCACCACGUGCUUUGAGACCAGCACAGAUUCUACCACAGGCUCUGAGACCACCACAGCCUCUACUGAAGGCUCUGAGACCACCACAGCUUCCACUGCAGGCUCUGAGGCCACCACAGUCUCUACUGAAGGCUCUGAGGCCACUACAGUCUCCACCACAGGCUCUGAGACCACUACAGUUUCUACCACAGACUCAGAGACCACUACCACCUGUACUGAAGGCUCUGAGAUGACUGCGGUCUCCACCACAGUCUUUGAGACCACCACAGCCUCUACUGAAGGCUCUGAGACCACAAUAGCCUCUACUUCAGACUCUGAGACCACCACAGCUUCUACUGAGGGUUCUGAGACCACUACAGUCACUACUGUAGGCUCUGAGACCAAAACAGCCUAUACUACAGGCUCUGAGACCACCACAGCCUCUACUACAGGCUUGGAGACUACCACAGUCUUUACCAUAGGCUCUGACACCACCACAGCCUCUACUGAAGGCUCUGAGAUCACUGCAGUCUCUGCCACAGGCUCUGAGACCACCACAGUCUCUACUGAAGGCUCUGGGACCACUACAGUCUCCACCAUAGGCUCUGAGACCACUAAAGUUUCUACCACAGGCUCAGAGACCACUACCACUUCUACUGAAGGCUCUGAGAUUACUACAGUCUCCAUCACAGGCUCUGAGACUACCACAGCCUCUACUGAAGGCUCUGAGACCACCUCAGCCUCUACUACAGGCUCUGAGACCACCACAGCCUCUACUACAAGCUCUGAGCCUACCAUGGCAUCCACCAUGGGCUCUGAGACCACUGUGGCCUCUACCAUAGGCUCUGAGACCACCAAGAUCUCUACUGCGAGCUCUAAAAUGACCACAGUCUUCACUGAAAACUCUGAGACCACCAUAGCCUCUACCACAGGCUCUGAGACCACCACCACCACCUCUACUGAAGGCUCUGAGACCAGUACAGCCUCUACUGAAGGCUCUGAGACCACUACAGUCACUACCACAGGCUCUGAGACCACAACAGUCUAUACCACAGGCUCUGAGACCACCACAGCCUCUAAUGAAGGCUCUGAGACUGCCACCACCUCUACUGAAGGCUCUGAGACCACCACAGCCUCUACUGAAGGCUCUGAGAUCACUACAGUUUCUACCACAGGCUCUGAGACCACCACAGUCACUACUACAGGCUCAGAGACCACCACAGUCUCUACUGCAGGCUCUGAGACCACCACAGUCUCUACCACAGGCACUGAGACUACCAUCACCUCUACUGAAGGUUCUGAGACCACUACAGUCACUACCGCAGGUUCUGAGACCACAACAGUCUAUAACACAGGCUCUGAGACUACCACCACCUCUACUGAAGGCUCUGAGACCACCACAGUCUCUACCAUGGGCUCUGAGACCACCACAGCCUCUACCAUAGAUUUGGAGACCACCACAGUCUCCACCUCAGGCUCUGGGACCACCACAGCCUCUACCGCAGGCUCUGAGACCACAACAGUCUAUACCACAGGCUCUAAGACUACCACCACCUCUACUGAAGGCUCUGAGGCCACUACAGUUUCUACCACAGGCUCUGAGACCAUCACGGCCUCUACCACAGGCUCUGAGAUGACUACAGUCUCUACCACAGUCUCUGAGACCACCACAGUCUCUACCAUAGGCUCUGAGACCACCACAUCCUCUGCUGCAGGCUCUGAGGCCACCACCACCUCUACUGAAGGCUCUGAGACAACCACAGCCUCCACUGCAGGCUCUGAGACCACCACAGCCUCCACUUCAGGCUCUGAGACCAACACAGCCUGUACCACAGGUUCCGAGACCUCCACACCCUCCAGUGGAGGCUCUGAGACCAACACUGCCUUCAUCAUGGGCUCUGAGACCGCCAUAGCUUCCACUACAAGCUUGGAGCCCACUGCGACUUCCCUCACAGGCUCUGAGACCACCACAGUCUCUAUCACAGCCUCUGGGGCCACUGCAGCCUCCACCACUGUCUCUGCCACCACUUUUGUACCCACCAAGGCCACUGAUGUUUCUAUCCAGCCCAUCACCAACACACCUAUGUCAGGCACCAGGACCACUGGAACCAGACCCACUGCCUCCAGCUCUGUCACCAUGGCCCCUGGAAUGGACUUCACGGCCUCUGCUGCCAGCCAUACUGUGCCAGGAAUAGUCUCAAACACCUCUGGCCUGGGUACAUCUACUAUGGGAGCAUCAUCUACCACCUCAGCCCCCAGUGUCAGGACCACCACAGGAUCCACCCAUGAGCCAACCAGGAGCACCUCCCAGGAAACAGGCCCAGUGUCCACGGGCACAAACACAGUUAGCGUGAGCCACACACCCACAAACGUGAUCAAACCAAGUGGAUAUUUACAGCCCUGGGCUAUCAUCCUCAUUUCCCUAGCUGCAGUCGUGGCUGGUGUUGGAUUGUCAGUAGGACUGAGUUUUUGUCUGAGAGACCUUUUCUUCCCCCUGAGAAACUGUGGUAUUUAUGACCCCCAUGGCCACAGCCACGGCCUUGGUCUGGACCUGGACUUGGGCCUGGGCUCUGGGACAUUCCGCAGCCUGGGAAAUGCACUGGUUCAUGGAGGAGAACUUGAAAUGGGACAUGGAGGAACACAUGGCUUUGGAUGUGGAGUGGGCCAUGGACUGAGCCACAUCCAUGGAGAUGGCUACGGAGUGAAUCAUGGCGGGCAUUGUGGACAUGGAGGCGGCCACUGA